AUGUCGUCGUCGUACAUCACCACCCGCCCGGCACUGGCCGCAAUAUCGGACGGUUUCUUGGCGCUAUCAUUGACAGUGCGCUCGUCGUGGCGGCGGCUGCUGGUGUCGUGGGUGUACACGCCGGCGGGGAUCUUUCUGAUCCUGCUAGCGUGCUGGGGCGUGGAUUCGGCGAUCAGGCUGACGGGGGUGUCGUUCCCGGCGAGCGUGGCGUGUAUGAUUUUGUUGUUUGCGGGGCUGGUGGGGUGUGAGGUGGUGCUGGGGGAGCGGAGGACGAGGGGCGUGGUGAGGGUUGUGGAUGUGCCUACCGGUUUCGCCUUACGAUAUAUCAACGUCUUCUUUACACCCAGCUUCAUACUCUUGCCUCUCAGCCCAAGCAUAGGCGGCGUCGAAAUCGGCAAGAUAAUAGCAAUCUUUAUAAUCGGCUUCGUCGUAAUGCUCAUCUUCACCGCCUACCUCGUGCAGGCGCUGCAAGUCCUCUUCAAGACCUCCAAGCACGCGGACGAAAGCGCCCCCGAGUCAAUACCCCUGACCAACACGCCCCAAGCGCGGUCUAUCGGCAACACACCCCAAGACUCACUCCUCAACCUAGAGACAGAACUUGUAUCGCCGCAGCCCGCAGCAGAACCAAACCACAUCCGCGGCCCAGGGCCGCAAUGCGCUUUUGCCUCGCAGACGCCUGCGCUGCUGUCAAUUCUCCGGCAGGAGGGGAGUCCGCUAUCUAGGCCACAGAGAUGGGCUGCGUUCUUAAAUACUCACCUUGAUACCGCUACGUAUUCCCUCUUCCUACUCAUAGGGAUCGUAGUGUUUUACACCACAUCCUACGCCAUGCCACUCCACCUCUCCCUCAACGUCCUCACCUACACCCUCUCCCUCUCCCUCCCCCCCAAAGCCCGUCGCAUCCUGCACCCCGUCCUCACCACCUCCCUGCUGACCCUCCUCCUGCUAACGCUCCUCUCCCUCAGUACGCACCAACCCCUCCCCACCACGCUCAAGACUUACUCAACAAGCACCCGCUACCUCUCCCUCUUCCGCGGCCAAACCCCCUCCCUCCCGCUGCCAGGCGCCGGCGACAUCUUCGCCUCCGUCCUCGACGCCUCCAUCGUCUCCCUCGCGCUGCCCAUGUACACGCACCGCGCCUCCCUCCUCACGCACCUCCCCAGCAUCCUCCUCCCCUGCACCGCCCUCGCCGCCGCCUCCCUCUUCGCGUACCCCGCGCUCUGCAGCGCCCUCGGCCUCGCCCCCGCGCGCGCGCUCUCCUUCGCCGCGCGCAGCCUCACGCUCGCGCUUGCGCUCCCGGCCGUCGGGAACCUGGGCGGCGACGCGAACCUGGCCGCCGUGCUGUGCAUCAUGAGCGGCAUUGUGGGCGUGCUGGUGGGCGGCGGCGUGUUGAGGGUCGCCGGGGUGAGGAGGGAGGACUAUGUGACGAGGGGGGUGGCGAUGGGGGUUAAUGGUGGGGCGAUUGCGACGGCGGCGCUGGUGGUGGGCGGGGAUCCGAGGGCGGCGGCGUUGGGGGUGUUGGCGAUGGUGGUGUUUGGGAUGGGGGUUGUGGUGUUGACGGCUGUGCCGGCUGUUGUGGGGACUUUGAAGGGCAUGGUGGGAAUAUAG
This is a messenger RNA of Morchella sextelata, 1605 nucleotides long. RefSeq lists its product as uncharacterized. The record is from RefSeq and is a predicted model, not a curated record. Lineage: Eukaryota; Fungi; Ascomycota; Pezizomycetes; Pezizales; Morchellaceae. The transcript is spliced from 5 exons. Bases 1 to 1605 code for a protein of 534 amino acids.